AUGGACGCCUCUGCAGCCUCCUUCCUCUCCCUCCUGGUCCUUAUCUUCAUCCUCAACCUCGCCGCCGAGGCCGGGCCUGCGUCUCAGGGUCGCGAUGUCAAGGCCAUGACCGCACUGUUUGGCUCGCGGCUCUCCUCUCUCCUCAUGGCCCCGCCGCCGCCCCCGUCCGAGGGCUCAGCGGAAGGUCCGGCGGCGGCGGGGUCACGCUCCCUCGUGGACGACCUGCGGCGACACGCCAAGAUGAGGAGGCGCGGCGGGAAGUGGACGGCGCUGGGAGGACGAGGAUGCUUCGGCUUGAAGAUGGAUCGCAUCGGCGCGGUCAGCCGUCUCGGAUGCUGA
This is a messenger RNA of Phycodurus eques (leafy seadragon), 339 nucleotides long. It is a transcript of the gene nppcl2, whose product is annotated as natriuretic peptide C-like 2. Gene Ontology annotation, cellular component: extracellular region. The transcript is spliced from 2 exons. Bases 1 to 339 code for a protein of 112 amino acids. NCBI's taxonomy places the organism in Eukaryota, Metazoa, Chordata, Actinopteri, Syngnathiformes, Syngnathidae. The record is from RefSeq and is a predicted model, not a curated record. Gene Ontology annotation, biological process: cGMP biosynthetic process; receptor guanylyl cyclase signaling pathway. Gene Ontology annotation, molecular function: hormone receptor binding; hormone activity.